AAGUCAUCACGUGGCCACGCUAUUUAUACGCACUAUCUUUCUCUUUUAGUCUUCUACAGCGCGAAAUCUAGACUGCCCCUUUCCACAAGAACCAUCGUUCAACAAGCAUGCCGUCAGACUCCAACAAAACCUACCUCUCCUCACUAACAGCGGACAUUCCCCCUCCCGCCUACGCUCGCCCCGAUCACCCUCUCGAACCAGGAGCCAGUAACGAAGGCGAACCCGCCGUUACCAGAUGCAAACGGCCAACUCUCGAGAAGCUCCUCGCGAAGUUAGACCGCCUAGCCGAGCAAUCAGACGUCGAGCCCCACGUCAGCGAGCAGACCAAACGCGUCAUCGCUUCAUACCGGAAGCACUGUAUUUUGGCGGAAGCUGCGCGCCAGCAGCUGGAAGGGAGUCAUGGGGAUGUGUUGGCGGGGAUGGGGAAGAGUGCCGCGGAGAUGGUGAGGAUGGGACGUGUGGAUAGCGUUGAUGGGGGAGGAAGAAGUGAUGAGAGCACAGAUGCGGAGAUGGCGAGUCUAAUGGAGCGAGUGCGAAGGGCACCUUCGGAGGCAGCGAGGAAGCGCGUCAGCGAGGGAGAGAAGGAAAGGUAAAGCACA
Messenger RNA from Trematosphaeria pertusa, 599 nucleotides. RefSeq lists its product as uncharacterized. NCBI's taxonomy places the organism in Eukaryota, Fungi, Ascomycota, Dothideomycetes, Pleosporales, Trematosphaeriaceae. The transcript has a single exon. The coding region runs from base 108 to 593 and encodes 161 amino acids. The record is from RefSeq and is a predicted model, not a curated record.